UCUCGCCGUCUUAUGAUAAUUUCACCAGUUCGUGUCACAACAAAAUGAACACUCACACGCACAAACAGUUGAUAAUGUUCGAUGCCAGUAACAGAAGAGAUUUCUGAUGUUGUCUCAAAACCCUAACCCUAACCCUAACCCUGAUUUGUUUCUAUUAUUAUUAAUUUUUUCUAUGAAGUUGAAUGGAAUCAGAGAAAAUUUUACAAAACCCUAGAGCUUCACCUUCACUUGCUUUCAGUGCCAACAUUAACAGUAAGGCGAUGCCAAAUGAGCUGGCGCAGAAGCCGCCGCCGCCGCCGACAAUGAUGGAAAAGUUUCGAGCGCUUUUGAAGCAACGAGAGGAGGAAGCUAGGGUUUCUUCGGCGGCUGCGGAUGGUGACGCCGUGUUUCUCAGUACGGACGAGGUUGUGGAGCUUUACGAGAUGAUGCUGGCCGAACUCACUUUUAAUUCGAAGCCGAUUAUUACUGAUCUUACGAUAAUUGCUGGCGACCAGAGAGCCCAUGGGGAAGGCAUUGCUCACGCAAUUUGCGCCAGGAUUGUCGAGGUCCCAGUUGACCAGAAACUGCCAUCUUUAUAUCUUCUGGAUAGUAUUGUGAAGAACAUUGGCAGAGAUUAUGUUAGGUAUUUCUCUUCUCGUUUACCUGAGGUAUUCUGUGAAGCAUACAGGCAAGUUCAUCCUAACCUUUAUCCUGCUAUGCGACACCUGUUUGGAACUUGGUCAACAGUGUUUCCACCUUCAGUCCUCCAGAAGAUUGAAACUCAGCUGCAGUUUUCUCCGCAAGUUAACAAACAAUCACCGGGCUUGAACUCUUUGCAGGCUUCUGAGUCACCUCGACCAACACAUGGCAUACAUGUUAAUCCUAAAUACAUACGUCAAUUGGAGAAUUCAGCUCCAGAUAAUAAUAUUCAGCAUGUGAGAGGAACAUCUUCAAGUGUAAAAAUAUAUGGUCAGAAACCUGCCAUUGGAUAUGAUGAAUUUGAUGCUGAUCGUGCAGAGGUUACAUCAUCGCAUGUUGGAGCCCAAAGAUUGAAUUCAAUAGGUAGUGUUGGUCGUGCUGCAUCUUUUGCCCUUGGAGCGAAUAAGCUGCAUCCUUCUUCAACUUCUAGACUGGCGAGACCCUUGUCACCCUCAAGAAUUGGAUCUGAUAGAAUUUUAUUAUCUGAGGGUGAUGAAUUUGCAGUAGAAAAUUCUCCUAGACGGCUUGAUGUGGCUUCUCCAUCGCAUCCUGUGUUUGAUUAUGGAUUAGGCAGAGCAACCAGCAGAGAUGAUGAGAUAAGUGAAUGGCGGAGAAAACAAUAUUCUGAUGAUAAUCACAAAAGAUUUGAAACUUCUACUUCUUACAACCUUAGCAAUGGACGUGAGCAUCAGGGGCCUAGAGCUUUGAUAGACGCAUAUGGAUGUGACAGAAGAAUUUCAAAUAAUAAACCUCUGCAGGUUGAACGCCUGAAUGUAAAUGGAAUGGGCAAUAAGGCAGCACCAAGAUCAUGGCAGAAUACUGAAGAGGAAGAGUUUGAUUGGGAAGAUAUGAGCCCUACAUUAGCAGAUAAUGGCAGGAAAAAUAAUUUCUUGCCAUCAUCUGUUCCACCUUUUAAAAACACUAGUGCAAGGCUUGACUUAAGAAAAUUGGGUGCUGGCACAUUGGAACCUGAUAUUAGGAGCAAUCACUCCAGUCAGGCGCAGCUACCGUUGAUGGAUGAUUCUUCUACAAUUGCUGAAGAGGCAGUCUCUGCGCUUGGUUCUGGCCGUGGAUUGACAAUUAAGAUAUCUGGCUUUCAACCUGAGCCAAAUCAGAAUUUGGGUCCACGUUAUCCACAUGAAGCGUGGAAUAUGCCACAUCACUUCUCUCGGUCAUCACACCCUCUGAAUUCCAGGAGAGGGAGGGGAAGGGAUUUCCAGUUGCCCUUUUCAGCAGGUUCUGUAUCUUCAUUGGGUGCUGACAAAAUGGCUCCAUUUGUUGACAAGCUUCCUGAUGUUGAAUCACAGUUCGUCAGGCCCCCUGCAGUUGCUUCUAGGAUAGGUUCUUCUGCUCUGGACUCAGUUAGUGCUGGGGCAUGGUCAGCCUCCAUAUCGUCAUCAGCUGGGGUAUGGCCUCCAGCAAAUGUGCAUAAGUCUCAUCCACCACCUGUUCACCCUGUGUAUUCACUGCAGAAACAGACCCGGAGUCAGUAUGAUUCAACAAAUUCUGCCAGUAAUGUCAUGAAUCAAGGUCCAAAUAAGUUGUUGUAUAUGCCUGAGCAGCAAUUUAAUAGUUCUGAGGGCAAGGAGCUAAGUUUGCUGAAGCCACCACAAUUGCAUGAUCAACAUGCUAAUUUGAACCAGCAAAACCAGGCCCAACAACAAUUCCUUCCUUCUCAGGAGGCUCACAAUAACUUUCUUCCCUCUGUCACAGCUUCAGUCCCACCUCACCUACUGGCACCACCAGUGAAUCAUGGGUACAAUGCUAUCAUGAGUAUGGUUCCAUCAAAUCCAGUUCCUGCGGUGCAAUUACCUUUACCAAUCCAAAAUUUUCAGAACAGCUCCUUACAUUUGCAGGGGGGAGCUUUGCCACCUCUUCCUCCAGGCCCGCAUCCAUCUUCUCAAAUGAUACCCAUGCCUCAAAGUGCUGGCCUUGUUACCCCUGGGCAACCACCAAGCACUGCAUUUUCUGGUUUGAUUAAUUCUCUCAUGGCUCAAGGAUUGAUCUCAUUGACAAAACAAGCCUCUGUACAGGAUUCUGUUGGACUGGAGUUUAAUGCUGAUCUUCUUAAGAUCCGCCAUGAGUCUGCAAUAAGCGCCCUAUAUGGAAAUCUUCCAAGACAGUGCACCACUUGUGGCCUACGGUUCAAGUGCCAAGAAGAACAUAGUAGUCAUAUGGAUUGGCAUGUGACUAAGAACAGGAUGUCCAAGAAUCGAAAGCAGAAACCUUCUCGCAAGUGGUUUGUAAGUGCUAGUAUGUGGCUCAGUGGUGCUGAGGCAUUGGGUUCUGAUGCAGUUCCUGGAUUUUUACCCACUGAGACCAUCGUGGACAAGAAGGAUGAUGAGGAAUUGGCUGUCCCUGCUGAUGAAGACCAGAAUGUGUGUGCAUUAUGUGGAGAGCCAUUUGAUGAUUUUUAUAGUGAUGAGACAGAGGAAUGGAUGUAUAAGGGGGCUGUCUACAUGAAUGCACCUGAUGGGCCUACAGCUGGCAUGGAUAGGUCUCAGUUAGGUCCUAUAGUGCAUGCUAAAUGCAGAUCGGAGUCUACUGUGGUUCCCCCUGAAAGUUGUAUACAUGAUGAAGGGGGAAAUACUGAAGAGGGUAGUCAGAGAAAAAGAAUGCGGAGUUAGCUUCUAGUAGACGGCUUCAAAAUCUUUUGUAACUUACUGAGUUUGUUAGUGGUAAGCUCAUAAUUUCGAAUUAGUUGGAGAUUGAAGUACCUUGGCUUUACGCCAGAAUCAUGUACAUGUAUAGUUGGAUUUGUAUCAUGCACAUUAUCUUGCAGAAAAGCUUACAAAUUCUCUUGCAGAAAAGCUUACAAAUUCUCUUGCAGUCUUACCUUUUUAGCUUGUCCCGUUGUCAAAACUCCUAGAGGAAAUAUAGACCAUUCUUUAUUGUGUUAACAAGUUAUUGUUGGGGUUUAAAGAAUGAAAAUGUGAUGUGGGCGUGGGCAUGGGAAGUAGUUUUGCACUUUUAACUAGAUAGAUGAAUAAGAAAAGGGAAAGAAGGGGGGUGUUCAAUGAAGUUUAAAGAAGCCAUUUAAACUUUGUUCUGAGGAGUUUCUGCAAAAUAUGUUUUCUUUGUUUUGUUUUGACAUUGUGUAGGGAUGUACAGAGAACUUAUUCUGGUUACAAGAUUCUGUGCAACGACCUCUUUCUCAGUUUGUUGCAACUGAUGGAACCAACAGUGAUCACUGUGAAAACUCUUGAAGUUACUUUAUUUUUUUAUGAUCAAGGUUAUCGUACCUCGAAUUUCAGUUGCAAGUUGUUUAAAGUGGAGCAGUUUAUUUUAGUUUGUUGUUUUGAUAUUAUAGAAUUUUACUUGUUAAUCAGAACAUAUGUAGUUGCUUCCUUGGUCAAUACA
Pistacia vera is the source of this 4038-nucleotide messenger RNA. RefSeq names its product polyadenylation and cleavage factor homolog 4. Lineage: Eukaryota; Viridiplantae; Streptophyta; Magnoliopsida; Sapindales; Anacardiaceae. Bases 183 to 3305 code for a protein of 1040 amino acids. Gene Ontology annotation, biological process: termination of RNA polymerase II transcription. Gene Ontology annotation, cellular component: mRNA cleavage factor complex; cytoplasm. The transcript has 7 exons. Gene Ontology annotation, molecular function: mRNA binding; RNA polymerase II complex binding. The record is from RefSeq and is a predicted model, not a curated record.